This is a messenger RNA of Planococcus citri (citrus mealybug), 1768 nucleotides long. RefSeq lists its product as uncharacterized. Lineage: Eukaryota; Metazoa; Arthropoda; Insecta; Hemiptera; Pseudococcidae. Gene Ontology annotation, molecular function: zinc ion binding. The record is from RefSeq and is a predicted model, not a curated record. The transcript has 11 exons. Gene Ontology annotation, cellular component: nucleus. The coding region runs from base 176 to 1450 and encodes 424 amino acids.
UAAAUUUCUAUUGGUCGACUUUUUUUUUAUCACGUGCGGUUCCAAGCGGAAAAGUCCGGAGAUGGCUUUGUUUGCAUUAUUUUUUGUAGUUUUUAAUUAAAAUCCCCGGAAAGAUUUCAGUUCAAUUUCAAAGUAAUCAAAACUCAUCCUUCUCAUAGCACCUCUUAUCUUUUGAAUGCCUACAAACAUGGAUGAACAGUGCCGAUUAUGUACCUUACAUGUCAAACCUCUAAUAAAUAUAUUCAGUGAAACUGGCAUCAGUCAUAAACUAGCUGAAAAAAUCACUCAAAGAUUACAGAUCUUCGUCACUAGAGACGAUAUCUUAUCGAAGAGUGUCUGUUGUAACUGUUGCGGUAAGUUGGAGAUUUUCGAUCAGUUUGUUAGAGAGGUGCAUACGUCGCAGGCAGUUCUGCAUAAGGAGAAAAUAGAUACACUGACGCAACCUAAGGUAUUGAAAAAAGAGGGAAAUCGUGUAAUUGAUACCAUAGAGAUUGACGACGAUGUUCAGCCGGUGACAUCUUCGUGCCACGAUAAUAUUCUCACGGUGUCCCGAAAGCCGUCCAUCGAAUCCAAAGAUGAUAUCAGCGAGGAUGACCGUCACGUCUCCGUUAUAAAAUAUCCAACAGUAUGUUCCAACAAUAACAAUGACCGUACAAGACCGCUAAAUAUUUCUCCAGCUAGGCGAACAGAAAUCGUUUACAAAGAUGAGAACACGAAAUAUCUUGAAAUCAAUGGAGAUUCGAUGCUGUCGAGUGAAUCUACCAGUGAAGUCAUGGAUGAAGACAACUUUCCCAAUAAGAAUGGCGUCGAUGCUGAACAUUCAAGCGUUACAAAAAAAUAUGCGGAGCGCAAAAACCGAGUCAGUGAAAAUGCGCUGAAAAAAUUACAGUCGGAUUUAAGCGAUAAAAUGUUUUCAGCGAAACGUACCCGCAGAAUAAGUUUGGAAUCUAGUGAAGCAAGAGUGUUGAGAAGUUCGUUUAGAAGGAGUACCUCUGAUAAUGAUAGAGUUACGCGUAAUAGUAAUGAUUAUUGUAAUGUUGAGAAGCAGCAGGAGCUUAAAGUUCGAGAUACAAGAAGAAGGAGCAGUAACAGUCAGAUCCCACCAAACUCAAAUCAAAGAUCAGAUAGAAAAGAUUUCUCUGCGCAGAUCGGGAACACAUUAUUGGCAGAUCUGAGAAGCCUCAAGAAUUCUUUGUUAUUGAGAAAAGUUAAAACCAAAAAUGCAUCGGUGCUCACGAUUCCAGUCCCUGUUCUUCCGCGUUCGAACUCGAGUCUGAGUUCCUUUGCUGAUACGAAUACUAGUAAAGGAUGCCAAACCGAGAUAAUUUUAGGCGCGAAAUCAGAAGACAGGAAUGUCAUCGUGUAUCAGAAAAUUUCCUUCGAUGGUAGAUCGUUUACAGAAAUUGGUUCUGAAAGUAAUGCUGUGAUUACUUCGCCUCUGCCUUCGUAAAGGAUUGCCAUUAUUGCUGUGCGAUAGAUUAUGUUUCGCCUCGAUGUGUUCUUAUUUGUGAUGCAUUUAUUGCAAAAAUAAUGUACGUCGAUGUUUUUAUGGACUCAUUUUUGUAAAAUGACAUACUUUCUCGUACCGCAGUUGUUUUUUUAUAUUGCUUCUUUGUUUUAAGAAAGUGAUUCUAAUUUAAAUUUUACCUUCAGUCUAGUUAUUAUUAAUGGUUUACCUGCCUAGAUUUAUUUUAUAUACGAUGAUUGUUGUUUAUCUUCAUGGUUUUAGACUAGCGUCAAAUCUGCAUUAAAAUUGAAUGCAACUAAU